GUGUUUGGAAACUAGACCAUGUGCCUAGGUAGAUGUCAUUCCUUUCUCCAUAGCUCUACACCCCCAGCAACGCUCACCACACCCUUGUUUUGAGAACCUCUCUGAGUCAGUCCAGGAGCAGUCUGCAGACGUGUAUUUGGAAGCCACUGGACCAGAUCAUUUCUGAGGUCCCCUUCAGCUCUAACAUCCUCCCUUGCCAGCAUCCAGCCAUGGGGGAUAUGAAAACUCCAGAUUUUGAUGACCUUCUGGCUGCCUUUGACAUCCCAGACCCCACUAGCCUCGAUGCCAAGGAGGCCAUCCAGACCCCCAGUGAGGAGAAUGAGAGUCCCCUCAAACCUCCAGGCAUGUGCAUGGAUGAGAGUGUGUCCUUGUCUCACUCAGGAUCAUCCUCAGAUGUACCGGCCGUGAGUGUCAUUGUCAAGAACACCAGCCGCCAGGAGUCGUUUGAAGCGGAGAAAGACCACAUUGCUCCCAGCCUCCUACACAAUGGAUUCCGGGGCUCGGACCUGCCUCCAGAUCCCCACAACCUGGGCCACAACUGUGGGAAGUUUGAUUCCACUUUCAUGAACGGAGACAGUGCCAGGAGUUUCCCUGGCAAGCUAGAACCUUCCAAGUCAGAGCCGUUACCGACCUUUAACCAGUUCAGUCCAAUCUCCAGCCCAGAACCUGAGGAUGCCAUCAAAGAUAAUGGGUUUGGAAUGAAGCCCAAGCACUCUGACAGUUAUUUUCCACCCCCUCCUGGGUGUGGGCCUGUGGGGGGCCCAGUCCUGGAGGCUCUGGCUAAGUUUCCGGUCCCAGAGCUCCAUAUGUUUGAUCACUUCUGUAAGAAGGAGCCCAAGCCGGAACCUCUGCCCAUGGGGAGUCAACAGGAACACGAGCGAGGUGGGCAGAAGGUGGGGGAGCCUCACAAGGAGCUGGAUGCCAGUCGAUUCUUUGGGGAAGCUUUGGAAUUCAACAGCCACCCCAGCAACAGUAUUGGAGAGCCGAAGGGGCUUGCCCUGGAACUUGGCGCUUGCUCGUCAGUCCCCCCCAGGCAGCGCCUGAAGCCAGCUCACUCCAAGCUUUCCUCUUGUGUUGCAGCCUUGGUGGCCCUGCAGGCCAAAAGAGUGGCCAGCGUCACCAAGGAGGAUCAACCCGGCCAUGCAAAGGACCCCUCGGGGCCCACUAAAGAGGGCUCCAAAGGUAGCCCCAAAAUGCCCAAGUCACCAAAGAGUCCCCGGAGCCCCCUGGAGGCCACCAGAAAGAACGUCAAGCCAUCGGACAGCCCUCGGAGCAUCUGCAGUGACAGCAGUAGUAAAAGCUCCCCUUCAGUGGCUGCCAGCUCCCCACCAGCAAUCCCCAAAGUCAGAAUCAAAACCAUUAAGACGUCCUCGGGGGAAAUCAAACGGACGGUCACGAGGAUCCUGCCGGACCCUGACGAUCCCAGUAAGUCCCCCGUUGGGUCACCUCUGGGGAGUGCCGUUGCCGAGGCCCCCAGCGAGGCGCCGGAGGAUGAGGGCACCGCCCUGCCGGCUGUGGCGCCCUCUCCGGAGGUGGGCACAAGUUCCGGGAGCCCCCAGGGUGACAAGAAAGGGGAUGAGGGCACCCCGAAGACCGGUGAAGCGGCGUCUCCGUGCGGCAGCUCCGGGCCCCGGGGCCCAAAGGGGGCUGCCCCUGGCGUGCAGAGCGGCAAGAAGCAACAGCAGAGCACGGCGCUGCAGGCGUCCGCCCCGGCCCCUGCCACCCUCCUGCCCAAGGCCGUGCACCUGGCCAACCUGAACCUCGUCCCGCACAGCGUCGCCGCGUCCGUGACCGCCAAGUCCUCGGCGCAGCGGCGGAGCCAGCCGCAGCUCCCGCAGAUGUCGGUUCCCCUGGUCCACCAGGUGAGGAAGGCCGCCCCGCUGGUGGUGGAGGUCUUCAACAAGGUCCUCCACAGCUCCAACCCCGUGCCCCUCUACGCGCCAAAUCUCAGCCCCCCCGCCGACAGCAGGAUCCACGUGCCGGCCAGUGGCUACUGCUGCCUGGAGUGCGGGGACGCGUUUGCCUUAGAGAAGAGCCUGAGUCAGCACUACGGCCGGCGGAGCGUCCACAUCGAGGUGCUGUGCACGCUGUGCUCGCAGACGCUGCUCUUCUUCAACAAGUGCAGCCUGCUCCGGCACGCCCGCGACCACAAGAGCAAGGGGCUGGUCAUGCAGUGCUCGCAGCUGCUCGUGAAGCCCAUCUCCGUGGACCAGAUGUUUGUGUCGGCCCCCGCCAGCUCCCCGGCACCAGCGGCCCCGGCGCCCCCCGCCUCCCCCAAGCCCGGCCUCACUGCGGCCACUGCCAGCCCAACCCUCCCGGCCUUGCCGCUCUACCCAGACCCCGUGAGGCUGAUCCGGCACGGAAUCAAGUGUCUCGAAUGUCACAGGCAGAUACGCGACUACAUGGCUAUGGCUGCCCAUUUCCAGAGGACGGCGGAGGAAACCGAGGGGCUGACGUGCCAGGUGUGCCAGAUGCUGCUGCCUAACCAGUGCAGCUUCUGUGCCCACCAGCGGAUCCACGCCCACAAGUCGCCCUACUGCUGCCCGGAGUGUGGGGCCCUCUGUCGCUCCGCCUACUUCCAGACCCACGUGAAGGAAAACUGCUUGCACUAUGCCCGCAAGGUGGGCUACAGGUGCAUCCACUGCGGGGUCGUCCACCUGACCUUGGCCUUGCUGAAAAGCCACAUCCAGGAGCGACACUGCCAGGUUUUCCACAAAUGUGCAUUCUGCCCCAUGGCCUUCAAGACUGCCAGCAGCACCGCGGACCACAGCGCCACUCAGCACCCCACCCAGCCUCACAGACCCUCCCAGCUCAUUUAUAAGUGCUCCUGUGAAAUGGUCUUCAACAAGAAGAGGCACAUUCAGCAGCAUUUUUACCAGAAUGCCAGCAAGACGCAGGUGGGCGUCUUCAAGUGCCCCGAGUGCCCACUCUUGUUUCUGCAGAAGCCGGAGUUGAUGCAGCAUGUCAAGAGCACCCACGGUGUUCCCCGAAACGUGGACGAGCUGUCAAGCCUCCAGUCUUCAUCGGACACGUCCUCAAGCCGCCCUGGCUCUCGAGUUCCCACCGAGCCCCCAGCCACGAGCGUGGCUGCUCGGGGCAGCUCCCUGUCCUCUAGCCGCUGGGGCAGGCCUGAGGCCCAUCGCAGGGCUGAGGCCAGGCCCCGGCUGAGGAACACUGGCUGGACCUGUCAGGAGUGCCAGGAGUGGGUUCCUGAUCGGGAGAACUAUGUGUCCCACAUGAAGAAGAGCCACGGUCGGACGUUGAAGCGGUACCCCUGUCGGCAGUGUGAACAGUCCUUCCACACCCCCAACAGCCUGCGCAAACACAUCCGCAACAACCACGACACAGUGAAGAAAGUCUAUACUUGUGGGUACUGCACAGAGGACAGCCCGAGCUUUCCUCGGCCCUCCCUCCUGGAGAGCCACAUCAGCCUUAUGCAUGGUAUCAGAAGCCCUGAUUUGAGCCAGACGUCCAAAGUCAGACCUCCGGGCGGACAUUCCCCUCAGGUGAGCCAUCUGAAGAGACCAGGCAGCGGAGCCGGGGACGCUCCGGGCAGCAGCAAUGGCGUGGCGGUCUCCUCUACCAAAAGGCACAAGUCCCUGUUCCAGUGUGCGAAAUGCAGCUUUGCCACAGACUCGGGGCUCGAGUUUCAGAGCCACAUACCUCAGCACCAGGCGGACAGCUCCACGGCUCAGUGUCUCCUCUGUGGCCUCUGCUACACCUCUGCCGGCUCCCUCAGCCGCCACCUCUUCAUCGUCCACAAGGUGAGAGACCAGGAGGAGGAGGCGGAGCCAGACGAGGGCUCCGGGGAGGAGGAGUCCAUGGAGACCAGGGAGAACGGACUGGAAGAAUGUGCCGGAGAGCCUUUGUUGGGCGACCCAGAGGCGAGAUCACUAGGCCCGGCUUCUGAGGAGGACGGUGCCCAGGAUGCUCAGAGUCACCCGCAGGCCUCUCAGGACCAGGACAGCCACGCACCGUCCCCUCAGCUGUGACCGGAGGCUCUGCAGUGCGUGCGGUCGGGGUGGUGCUACGGCAUCCCCCGCCCGCUGCGGGGACAGUGGGAGAGAGGAGGCCCCGCGCCCGUGGAGUGCGGCCGGCUGUGCCCUGGAGCAGUGUCUGCCCUGAGCUGCGGGCCCCGGGAAAUGUGUGGUCGCCCAGGACCCUCACAGCUCUGAAUCUGCUUCUGUUAUUUAUGGCUUUGUGCUGCUUCUUGGUACCCCAACUCCUGUCCGUGUCCUUCCAACCCCAGGCUGCUUACGUGGCCCGGCCCCAACGCUGUCAACUCGGCUUGAAGCCCCUCAGCGCUGUGCUCUUCUGGGAGGUUCCCGGGUGCUGCCCUCAGCCGGGGGUCUCCUCGGAGCGCUCCUUCCUGCCCGCAGAGCCGGAGAAGUGCUGAGGGUGCUGGCUCACUCCCUCGGAGAGCUCCCCCCGGGCGGCUCGGUGAGGGCCCUUGAUCACCUUGCCUUCCUUCCUGUCUUCUCUGACUCUUUCUCCCCCGAAAUAGUCCUGGAGGACGAGUUGUCACGUUGGCUCCUCCUGUCUGUGGGUGGGAGAGAGUUCUGCAGCGCCGCCCUCGCCGCUCGGCUCGGAGAGCGGGCAGCGCGCCAGGGCAGGCAGGCCGCGAGAGGCGGAGCCCGGCCGGAGGCGCUGUGCGUCCUUGUGCGUCCUUGUGCUGCCCGGGGGCGGGGGGCCGG
Molecule: messenger RNA, 4694 nt
Organism: Neomonachus schauinslandi (Hawaiian monk seal)
Lineage: Eukaryota; Metazoa; Chordata; Mammalia; Carnivora; Phocidae
Gene: ZNF592
Product: zinc finger protein 592
Exons: 10
Coding region: 210-3992 (1260 amino acids)
Source: RefSeq, a predicted model, not a curated record